UCCAAGAGCCCAGAGCAAGGAGCUGCUAAUCUCCCAUCUCCAAGGGGCCCUGGCCUGCUGAGAGACAUGAUUUAAAGUGCCACCGCAAACCCAAAAUGGGCCUCGUCCCAGGCUCUAACUGCUGUCUUUGGGAAGCAAACAGAUUCUACAGGCACCGUCUGAGCCAGGAGCUGCAGCAAACGCGCUUGUGAGGGAAUAUGCUGCCCCAGGGAACAAUGUCACCAGAGGGGCUCGUUUUAUUCUGUCGUUGUACGGCGCUUUGGGCAUGGAAGGACUGCCUGUUCCGAGACCUGCUGUGAUCCCAGACAGAACAAGGAGAAGAGCUGCAGGUCCGAUAUGCAAGGCCGUGAGGCGAUCGUGAGCAGUGCCCAUGCAGGUGAGGAGUAAGCAGCUUGCCCAGUGAACGGAGAAGAAUUGUGGAAUUCCACCUAAGCAGUUGCAAGACCUCGCCAUUCUGUCAUCCCGCCUCCUUCACUGCAGUACCCAUAUCCUAGACAUUCAGGGCUUCCCACCCGUCCAAACUGAUAUGAAACAGGGGUCCUUCCCCUUGCCCAUCCUUUAUCUGGGGCUCAGGUGGGAUUUUGGGGCAGCAUAAGUCCCCCUCCUGGCAAAGGGUUUUUGUGGAGUUAAGUUCUGGUGACUUUUAAUAUUCAUGACAAGCCCCACUGCCUUUCCUACUCCUGAGGUUCUCUUUCUCCCCAGUGCAGGGAGCAAAUCAUGGCUGGAUUCCCUUUUCAUUCCAGCAGGUGAUGGGAUGCCGAGAAAGAAUGAGGAGCAGAAGCCCCUGCAUGAAGCCCCUGAGGUGGUGGAGCCUCCCGUGACUUUACCCACGAGAUCCCAGAGCCCCGAGUGGGGAGGAGCCCGUGAGACUCGGUGCGGAUCAGAAAAGCGGCGGAGGAACCCGCUGGCGCAGAGCCGGGGUAAAUCUGCUCAGGUGGGCGAUGGCCUCACCCACCAGGAGAGACCAAAUACGUGCACGGACUGCGGGAAGAGCUUCAACAAGAGCUCGUCUCUGAUUAUCCAUCAGAGAACCCACACAGGGGAGCGGCCCUAUGCCUGCCCCGAGUGCGGGAAACGCUUCACCCAGAGCUCCACCUUCCUGCGGCACCAGCGGAUCCACACUGGCGAGCGGCCCUACGACUGUGCCGAGUGCGGAAAGAGCUUCCGGGUGAGCUCCCACCUGGUCCGGCACCAGCGGAUCCACACGGGGGAGCGGCCUUACGUGUGCACUGAAUGCGGGCGGAGCUUCAGCGUCAGCUCCCACCUGGUGCAGCACCAGCGGACGCACACGGGCGAGCGGCCCUACCGCUGCGCCUGCGGGAAGAGCUUCAGCCUGAGCUCCCACCUCAUGCAGCACUGGACCAUCCACACGGGCGAGCGUCCCUACCAGUGUGCCCAAUGUGGGCGGAGCUUCUCCAUGAGCUCCGCCCUCAUCAGGCACCAGAGACUCCAUGCGGCGGACGCGCCCCGCCAGUGCGCCCAGUGCGGGAAAAGCUUCAGCCGCGGCUCGGAGCUGAGCGACCACCAGAAGAUCCACACCGGGGAGCGGCAGCACGAGUGCGCCCAGUGCGGGAGGAGCUUCGGCGCAAGGUCCAAUCUCCUCCAGCAUCAGCGGACCCACGCGGGCGAGAGGCCCUACACCUGUGCCCACUGUGGGCGGAGCUUCAGCCGGAGCUCAAACCUUAUUACACACCAGAGAAUCCACACAGGCUGAGAGCCUGGCCCAUGUGACAACCAUGGGCCGACAGUUACAGGCCACAUCCCAACCAAGACACGGUCAUCUCCUCCUUUGGGGGCAUGUGGAGCUCUUUCCCACUCAUGUGCUGCUCUUGGGAUGCGGUGGGGUGAGAAGACAAUGAGGAGAUGUUGUGGGAAGGGAUCGUUUGGGAUGCAAGGUGAUGGGAACCAGGAAAGAAGGCAGAAGUGGGUGUUGUUGGUGAGUCAUGAUGGGUCACUUGCUGGAGGAUUCUCUGCAGCUCGAGGUCUUCAAACCACGAUUUGAGGACUUCAGUAACUCAGACAUAGGUUAGGGGUUUGUUCCAGGAGUGGGUGGGUGAGAUUCUGUGGCCUGCUUUGUGCAGGAGGUCAGACUAGAUGAUCAUAAUAGUCCCUUCUGACCUUAAAGUCUAUGAGUCUAUGAGUUUGAGUUGGGUGAGUGAAUGGAGCAGGGUUCCCAGGUAACUCUAGGCCUGUUUGAGUAUCAGUGAAUUUACAUACUUAGAUUCUCUUUUUUUCUUUUUUAUUAGCUGGCAAAUCUUUUUUUCAUUUGGGUUGCCUGGGGAAUCCUGAGCCGUGCACGUCUUGGCCUUGGGCAGGGAGUGAGCUGGUCAAAGAAGGGUGUUCUGAGAUGCCCUCCAAUUAAGGAAAGUUUGGAGUGUUAAAAGGAGUGGACAAGUAAACACAUCAGAGGCUAAAUGCAUGUGAAACCGGGUAAUCUAAAUGGCAGAGCUGGUUGAAAACCAACAAACUGAUUUUCCGGGGCGGGGGGAGUCAAAUCUAACACCAGGACCCCUGUAUUGAUGGUGGUGUUCAUUUUCAUACCAAAAUCAUUAAAAGCCGCCAUUCUUCAUUUAAAUGAAACUGCCACCAAAUGUCUACUCUGCUGCAACAGAGCACUGCAGAAUCCAGAGCCUUUGCUGCAAGAUUUAGGUUCAGCUGCUGCAGGGACUUGGAUAGAUGACAUAUCCAUACAGGAGUUUGGCUGUACAGCAAUGUCAAAUUAAAAUGGCCAAAUUAAAGAAAAACCCUCCCAUUUCUCUCUUGGGGUCACUGCUGCACGCAGUUAAUCCCAUGCAGACUGCAUCCUAACAUAUACAGUCCCACUGACGUCAGCGUGACUGCAGACACUAGUAGGUACUAGGCUUGAUAAGCAUCGGCAUGACUGGGCCUUUAUUUGGUAUGUUUCCCUUGUGCUUGUACAGAAUGCAUGUUCUCCAUCCGGUUUUAUGUGACAGUGUUUCCAAAAGUUGUUAAUAUAUUUGACCAUCGAAAACUCAACAUAAAUAAAUUGUACUGCAUAGUAGUGGUGAUACAUAUCAAAGUGGGCGUGAAAGGUUGGGUGCUUCAUAUCCUGUGAUUAUAGCUGCUGCUCUGAAAAUUGAUGAAAUUGGGACAUUCCCAUAACACGAAUAAGGACAUCUGUGAAUGGUGCACCUUUUACCGAGCAGGAACUGAACCGACUGUAUGCAGCACAAUAAAGAAAAAGAAGCCCAUGGCUCUGUGA
This is a messenger RNA of Mauremys mutica (yellowpond turtle), 3223 nucleotides long. Its product is annotated as zinc finger protein 436-like. The record is from RefSeq and is a predicted model, not a curated record. Gene Ontology annotation, biological process: regulation of cytokine production; negative regulation of transcription by RNA polymerase II; regulation of immune system process. NCBI's taxonomy places the organism in Eukaryota, Metazoa, Chordata, Testudines, Geoemydidae. The coding region runs from base 653 to 1714 and encodes 353 amino acids. Gene Ontology annotation, molecular function: RNA polymerase II cis-regulatory region sequence-specific DNA binding; DNA-binding transcription repressor activity, RNA polymerase II-specific. The transcript has 3 exons.